Clarias gariepinus (North African catfish) is the source of this 2597-nucleotide messenger RNA. Its product is annotated as probable phosphatase phospho1. NCBI's taxonomy places the organism in Eukaryota, Metazoa, Chordata, Actinopteri, Siluriformes, Clariidae. Bases 1135 to 1872 code for a protein of 245 amino acids. Gene Ontology annotation, molecular function: phosphatase activity. The transcript has 2 exons. The record is from RefSeq and is a predicted model, not a curated record.
GCUUCAGACUUACAGCUUGUCCUCUGACACUGGAGACUCCUUCCAUAAAUCUUAAAUACUUAAACAGUUCCACCAACGAUUAAUGCCUAUUUAAAGCAAUCUGUGCAUUGUUUAUGUGCUGUACACGUCCCUGUGAACCAGCUGUUACCAUGGAAACCAUGACGUACCUUUCUCCUUGCUUUUCCGCGUCUGCUGUGAUUUAUCUCCGGAUCUUUUUGUUAUGAUUGUUCGUCCCGUCUCUGUCCUUCUGCACAUCUCUCUGUUAUACUAGAAAAUGUGUCAUCAUUGGUGUGUGUAUGUGUGUGUGUGUGUGUGUGUGUGUGUGUUUAACAGCAUUCUUUUUAAAACUCUUUUUGUUUUGUUAUUGGAGUGUCCUAUAAAUCUCCAUGUUUAUUCCACAGCUGCUGCUGGAGUCCGUGUAGGAAUUUCUUUCUGCAUCGUUAUUCUGUUCCCUGUUUUUUUUUGUUGUGGUUUAAAGCCAGCUUUACGCCGAGCAAUUGGUAUCAUUUUGCUGCAACUGCAACAGACAAAACUCACAGUGUAAAAAUAAUUCUUUUCUCGUGAGAGUCUUAAGUCUAAAAUGUCUCGUUGGCUGUUUGGACGAGUCUGUAAUCAGAGCAGGAGGUCAAACACCAUUACAUCACUUUGUGGUUAUCAGUCCCAUACAAACGAUUGGCAAACUGCAGUUCUGACACUUAUUUGUUAUUAAACAGAAACCUAUUUAGUUUUUUUAUGUCACUAAUAUCAACUGUUUUUUCUCCAUUAGCUGAAAAAAGUGCAUUUUGGAUGAAGAUGUUCAGCAUGGUCUCUAAUAAACCGUAUGUACAAACGUCCCAGUGGCGAGCUCUAUAUGUGUGUGUAAUGUUAACCAGGUCAGACACACACACUAACAAAUUUGAAACUUUCUCAAAGGAGGAAAAUCAAUUCGAGGCGAAAACAUCAGCCAAAACACUAUUAAUGUGAGAUAGAGGGGAAGGGGCGGGGCUUAGAGGGAGUGUUCACACCUACGCAGGUGUUUGAUGCUUUUAUUUCAGACUCGGGUGUGGUUGUUAAGGUCGCGCUACGACGAUGUGGGACGUGUGGGACGUGUGGGACAUUACCUGAAGUUCACUUUGCAAGAGGAAAAGCGUCAACAUGGCCACGCGCUUCCUGUUCCUCUUCGACUUUGAUGAGACGUUGAUCGCGGAGAACAGCGAUGACGCGGUGGUCCGAGCCGCUCCGCUACAGAAGCUCCCCGAGACCCUGAGGACGAGUUUCAACCCUAGUUUCUUCUUCGAACAAUCGCAGAUGAUACUGACUUUCCUGAAGGAUUGCGGCGUCACCGAGGACGCUAUCCGGACCGAGAUCGAGCGGAUCCCGGCCUCCCCGGGCGUAGCGGCGCUUCUCGACUUCCUGUCGACGCGGGAUGACUUCGAGUGCGUCGUUGUCUCGGACGCUAACUCGUACUUUAUCGAGACCUGGCUACGGCACGCCGGCGCUCGCAAACUUUUCACCAAGGUUUUCACCAACCAGGCGGAAUUUGACACGGACGGAGGUCUCGUCCUGCACCCGUUCCACUCCCACUCGUGCCCCAAGUGCCCGGAAAACAUGUGCAAGCAGGUCAUCCUGAGAGACUACGUGAGCAAACGGGUGAAGGAGCGAGGAGAACCUUUCCAGAAGGUUUUUUAUGUAGGGGACGGAAAAAAUGACGUCUGUCCCACGUUAGCAUUGGGACCCAAUGAUACGGUUUUUCCCAGAAGAGGUUUCCCCAUGCACAGGAUCAUUCAGGAUCUGCAAGAAACGCGGUCGGGUGCGUACAAACCCGCGGUGGUGCCCUGGGGACACGGCGAAGACAUAGUGGACUUCCUUAAAAACGUCUUGCAGGAGCAGUAAAGCUCGGUGUUGGAAAAGGAUGAAGAGUGAGUGAGUUUUAAAACAGAAGGAGGAUGGACAGAGAUCAAAUUACAGACAGAUACCGAAUACACAGAGCAACACCUGAGACAUGAUUAGCCUUGCAUGAGCCUCGCUAGGACACGCUGCCAGAACGCAAAGAGGAAGGACAGCGAGUGUGUCCAGGCUGAGUGACACGCCCGUAACUGACCAAUCCAUUAGGCCAAUGCAUAGACAACAACACACACACGCACAUACACACACAUCUCUGUGUUUAGACCAGCCUCUUAUGUAUGCUCAUGGUCAGUGUUGUGAGGUGUUCCUGUGCACUGGGUGAUCUGAAAAAGAUCUUAAACAUCAGAAGUGUGGCUGAAAAAAAAAAGCCUUUCUGUCAGCCACACUUCUGAUGUUUAAGAUCUAUUUUAGAUCUCCCAGCGACUGCAAAAAGCCAAUGGCGUGUUACAGACGAGAUACAGACGUGUUACAGACGUGAUACAGACGUGAUACAGUCGUGAUACAGACGUGUUACAGUCGUGAUACAGACGUGAUACAGUCGUGAUACAGUCGUGAUACAGACGUGAUACAGUCGUGAUACAGACGUGAUACAGUCGUGAUACAGACGUGUUACAGACGUGAUACAGACGUGAUACAGUCGUGAUACAGACGUGUUACAGACGUGUUACAGACGUGAUACAGUCGUGAUACAGUCGUGAUACAGACGUGAUACA